CUAUCGAUUUUAUUCAUGAAUUCUGCAUUGAAAAAAUUUAAAGCUCUGACUUUCUGACUGCAAUAGCAAAGAAAACAAUUAAAAUUAUUUUUUAAUUGUGAAAAUAUAAGAAUUUCGCUUAAAAAGAAUGUGUGAGUAUUUCAUUGGUUUACUGAGGCAUGAAAAAUUCUUCGAUGUGGCAUAAAACAUAUUCAAGAAAAACUUUACUCAAAAAAAGUGUAAAUAGCUGAAUUUUUUAUGAAAGACUUGGUAGUUGAUUAGGAGCUCAUUACACCAAAAAAUUACUUAAAAACUCACAUGCCAUCUGACUCCUUAAAGACUUUUCCCAUCUGCUAGAAACUUCUGUUUCAAUUAUGUAUAAAGAAGUUGUGGAAUAUUUCCAAAUGGAUCGAACUGAAUCAAUAUCUUCCAGCGACUACGUUGUCCUGCGGACACCCUUAUGGUGCAGUUUCACCAAGGAACUUAUCGAACACAAACAUUAUGACAACAUGGAAAGGUGGAAAACCUCAUGGACAGUAACAGCUCUGUGGACAAUGCUUUCAAUUCUAGUCACUCUCACCUGCACCAUCGGUUUCGUGGAAACGGAAUGGUUCGUUCGAGAGAACAACACCUUGUCAUCUAAUGAACUUUCCAUCCUGACCUACGACCGGUCUUCCCUGGUGUACACUUUGGGUAUGUUCAAUGUCUGUUACAGAGACUUGCACCAGACGGACUUCCACUGUCAUAGAUUCGGAGUCACCAGAUUUCCGUCAAGUUCUUGGCAAGGAACUUGUGUCCUAUAUGGAGCUGGUUGUGUUCUUCAAGGAUGUGGAGCGGUUGUACUGAUCUUGAGUUUGAUGAGUCGUGUUACAGCAAGGAGAAUAGGCGCUCAUCUGGUUUCACACGUGUACGUGAUAGCUGGCUUCUUGCAAACCAUCAGUCUUCUCCUAUACCCGCUGAUACUGGAUACUCACGUAGGGAAGCUCCACUGUGGAUCUAAUGCCCAUGCCUAUGGACCGGACCUGUGUCGUGUCGGCUGGGCCUAUGUUGCAUCGACUGCAGGAACACUUCUCACAUUUUACUGCCCUUUCCUCGCUUACUUCAGCUUCUACAGAGUCUACGAUGACCAGCCAGUGAGAUACGACAUCCGUGCUGAUCAUAUGAAUCCCAACUUCUUGCUGUGAAUUGAAAUAUACCACGCAUCAUUGAAUCUCAUGGGACCAGUAAAACUAAGAGCUGUAACAAGACUGAAUGUAGAUGAAAUGUGAUUUGGGAGAUUAUUUGUCAUUUUUAGUGAAUUGCAUCAACUUAAUCCAGCACUAAGUGAAUGUAGUUUAUCUAAUCUAUCAAAAUACUGCAUGAUAGAUAUCAAUAUGUUCUUCAAAGAAAACUGGUUCUUGAAGAAGUUUCUAAAACAUUUUUGAGUUGUAAACAUAAUUUUAUUUUUAAAAAUUAGAAUAAUUCUUGGUUUGAAAUAUGAUUUUUGAAAGAAAAAAAUCUAAAUAUUUAAAUCUCUAUUCUGAAACGUCUUUGCAUGGUAAUAUUUAAGGUUUAUUUCAUUAAUCUUUAUUUGAUAAUUAAAGUCUGCUCUUAAUCACAUACUGGCGAUAACGCUUAAUCAAAAAAAAUUGUUUCGAUAUCGACACAACGCUCAUGUGCACAUAUACAGUAACUAUAACAAUAACAAUUAUUGCUGCAGAAUAUAUUU
Argiope bruennichi is the source of this 1687-nucleotide messenger RNA. Its product is annotated as LHFPL tetraspan subfamily member 2a protein-like. The transcript is spliced from 2 exons. The coding region runs from base 354 to 1163 and encodes 269 amino acids. The record is from RefSeq and is a predicted model, not a curated record. Gene Ontology annotation, cellular component: membrane. NCBI's taxonomy places the organism in Eukaryota, Metazoa, Arthropoda, Arachnida, Araneae, Araneidae.